CAAAACCCAGUCCUGGAGGGCCACUGUCCUGCAGAGUUUAGCUCCAACUUAAACCAGAGUGUAACUUCCGUGGACUUCACCUAGCUAGAAAAAAAUUAAUAAUCAUAUUUUUUAUAACUCCUGCCUUGAUCAACACAAAAUAGGUGUCUUAGAGCCUGAACUUGAAUAUAGCCAAUUUGAUUAACUCCUAAGUACUGUUUAGUUAUUUGCUGAAAAAUAAAAAAAGAGUUUUCAUUAUUUAUGAAGUAUUGUUUUAUACUAUGUACUGCAAUAUGUCAAAAACAUGAUGCAGCUCAGAUAUCAUGUGUCAAAUGUCAUUUGAAAGUUCUCACUGAGUAGAAUACAACAAGCAUAAUUGUUUUGGGCUUUGACUAACAUGCUCCGAUUGUGAAAAUCUACACAUCUUUAUUUACAGCAGAUUCUCACGAUUACAAUGAGGCCAUCAACACAAUGCAAUAAGUAGAUCACAAUAAAUUCCUCACAGAAUUCUGACAUAUAAAAUUAUUGGGUAAACAAUAAGACUACCUUGGUUUCCAAUGGUGUAACAUUUGAUUACUUUAUGCUAUCACAAAAAACUUUGACCCAGAUGCAGCUCACAUGCAGAGGACCUUCAAAAAAGGAUUUUUGUAUGCCAUUCAGAAAAAACAACUCUGAAAAAUGUCAUUAGGGCUUAAGAGGUUAACAAAUGCCUUGCUGUUAUUAUUCACUUUGUUUUCUCUAGAGCACUGUCCACAUUGGUCAAAAACAGACCUGAUGAAUGGGACAAACAUUUGGAUGCUGUAAUGUUCGGGUUGAGAACAAAGCGUCAAAUGACGACAAAAUUUUCACCCUUCUUUUUAAUGUUUGGUAGAGAGGCGAGGUACCCCUCUCAAAUCCCAGAUGACUACAGGGUGGAUAGCAGUGUUGAGGAAAAUUUGUCUGUUGAAGAGCUAACAGAGGACAUUCUGAAGCUUGACAAAGUUCUUCAGACUGCAAUCUCAAAUAAUAAAACAACAAAGUCAAAACAAAAUAAAAAAACAAAAGGCAAAGCUACCUCAAACUUUCAUGUGGGCAUGAAAGUGUGGCGGUUGAACGUGAGGAGCCAACAGAGGAAAGGAGGCAAGUUAGAUCCAAACUACCUUGGGCCCUACACUAUAGCCGCUAUUGAAGGAAAAAGUGUGGAUCUUGUGGACAGCCAAGGAGUGACAAUACCAAAAAUUAACACAGAUCACUUGAUGGCAUAUACAGAGGAACACCCAAGAGUUCCACGCAAGUGUUCAGUGGAUUGCUCCACCACUGCCACUACUGGACUGCCCUCUGCUUCUUCCUAUGGGGCAUCUCCACCGCCAGUGCCAUCACCGGCACCAGCAUCUCCGCCGCCAGUGCCAUCACCGGCACCAGCAUCUCCACCACCAGUGCCAUCACCGGAAUCUCCACCGCCAGUGCCAUCACCGGCACCGGGAUCUCCACCGUUAGUGCUAUUACCGGCACCAGCAUCUCCGCCACCAGUGCCAUCACCGGCACCAGCAUCUCCACCACCAGUGCCAUCACCGGAAUCUCCACCGCCAGUGCCAUCGCCGGCACCGGGAUCUCCACCGUUAGUGCCAUCACUGGCAUAUACACCGCCAUUGCCAUCACCGGCAUCUACAUCACCAGUGCCAUCACCGGCGUCUCCACCACUAAUCCAUGUGGUAUCUUCUGCCCCCUCCUCACCGGCAUCUCCACCGCCAGUGCCAUCACUGGCAUCUCCACCACCAGUGCCAUCACCGGCAUCUCCACCACUAAAACAUGUGGUCUAUUCAGCUCCCUCCUCACCGGCAUCUCCACCACCAGUGCCAUCACCGGCAUCUCCACCACUGAUCCAUGUGGUCUCUUCUGCUCCCUCCUCACCGGCAUCUCCACCACCAGUGUCAUCACCGCCAUCUCCACCGCCAGUGCCAUCACCGCCAUCUACACCACCAGUGCCAUCACCGGCAUCUCCACCACUAAAACAUGUGGUCUCUUCAGCUCCCUCCUCACCGGCAUCUCCACCGCCAGUGCCAUCACCGGCAUCUCCACCACUAAAACAUGUGGUCUCUUCAGCUCCCUCCUCACCGGCAUCUCCACCACCAGUCCAUGUGGUCUCUUCUGCCCCCUCCUCACCGGCAUCUCCACCACCAGUCCAUGAGGUCUCUUCAGCUCCCUCCUCACCGGCAUCUCCACCACUAAAACAUGUGGUCUCUUCAGCUCCCUCCUCACCGGCAUCUCCACCACCAGUCCAUGUGGUCUCUUCAGCUCCCUCCUCACCGGCAUCUCCACCACCAGUCCAUGUGGCCUCUUCUGCCCCCUCCUCACCGGCAUCUCCAACACCAGUCCAUGUGGCCUCUUCUGCCCCCUCCUCACCGGCAUCUCCAACACCAGUCCAUGCCACAGCAUCCUCAGGAGUUGUGACUUCAUCAGGGUCCAGCUCUUCAGACAUAGAAUCACGAGUCAAAGAAGCCUGGGAAGGAAAAAGUGUGUAUGUGCUACUCUCAAAAAUAGGGCCAUUCAAACUGUUUUACUCGGAUAUUCAUCACACUGCACCCACACAAUAUUUUGAAAGUGAGGUGAGUUGAUCCAUUUAGAAGCACCAAAUCACUAGUAAAUUUUAAUCUGAACUCUGUUUGUUUUCAAGUUUAAUUGUUUUGGUAGUAAUAUAAGUGCUCGUUACAUCAACGUGAGUAUUGUGUUGCUGUAUCGCAUUAAUUUUAAGGUCAUUUUAUGUUAAAAACUGUGUAGUGUAUGCUGGGACAUUGCACCUUUAAUACAAUAAUUUUAUGAUAAAAACUGUGUAGUGCAUGCUGGCACAUUGUACCUUUAAUACAGUGAGAUGUAUUAGUGUUUUAAGGUAUGUAAAAGAGUACAUUAAGGAGACCCCAUAUUCAUAUAUUACCUCAGGCACAAAGUUGAGAAAUUGCACUGGACACACAACAGCUAAAUGGUACUGAUAGAUGCAACUAUUAAGCAGACUGGAGAUGACAUUUUAAAUAAUUGUUUAUUGAAUAUUAUUAUAGUUGUGUUUUGAUGACCAGUUUGACUUUGUUUGAAUAGAAACAGAUUCACAUGUAUUAUAACACCAAGCAUAGCAAGUGGAUAAUUCAAGUUUUGUCCAACUAAGCUUGUUGGUGUUCCCAUAUAACCCGAUGUUACUUAGGCUACGUGGUAGACCCAGCCAUCUGCGUAGACCCUCCAAAGCUGAUGUAUUAGCUGUUUUUAUACACCUGGUAGGGCACUCUACUUGGGCCCGGUGCUAAGCUCGACCUUGCUCUCCCCACCACUUCCUCCAUUUCCCUCAGGCGGGGCUCCUUCAGGUCGAAGUCUGAUGAAGGCUCUGGUGGUAUUUUCAGCAUGGACCCAGCAGUUAAUAUCUAAUGGAGUCACUGUUGGUGGCCUUGAGGUGGUCGUUUAUGGUCGUUUAUGGCAUCCUUGGAGCAGGUGAGGCGGCCAGCCCUCUUUUGGCCAAGGAGCUGCUUGGUCAACUUUAAUGGGUUGGCCAAGAAUGCUGCCCUCUUCCUAGCUCUCUCAUUCCGCCUCCUUCUGUGGAACUCUGCCCUCCGUAAGGUCAAGAGUUGUUUCCUUAUGAUUGCUCUCAGAUCCGCUAGACCGGCUCUCUCGACUUUCCCUGCUGACUUGUAUUGCCUCUUCAGCUGUCUGAGUUCUUCCCUGAGGCACUGGAUUUUCCUUGCUCUGCAGCUUGGAGCACAUGCCGAUGGAGCUGGCUUGGAUGCCUCGGUUCCAAAAUGCUCAGCUGCAAUGUUCACUAUGAGGGUGGUCAUCAUUUUCAGUCGGUGGUCCAUGUCCCUGUUGGCUGUUACUUCCAGGAUCUGGCUUGCAUCUUCAUCAAAUUGUUGCCACUCAAUUCUCUCGAAUAAUUUGGGCCACUGGAUCCUUGGCUGGAUCAAAGGGGCACAGCCAGUUGUUAUGACUGCACCUUGCUGACUUGGGUUGCUGGGAGAUACUGUCUCGAGUUGUGGUGGCAGGUGAGCUGCUGGCAGCUGAUGUUGGCGACACUAGGAGGCUCUAGGCUCUGUGAGUUGCCUAGCUCCUCCUGCGUUUUACCAGAAGUCACUUCUGUGCAUUGUGUCAUCGCUGCCGCUGUCAAGCAUCUCAUUCUACAUUGAUGGAUUUUUAAACCCCUUACAUUCUUGCAUUCCUGCCACAGCUGCACUCUAUUGUACUCGUCAUUUUUCCUUUGUCAUGUGUCAUUGUCCUUGAGUCCGUCGGGCACCCUUGGGGGUAUCUUUCUUUUGUGGGCUUUGUAGCUUGCUCUGGGUUCUUAGACUGGGUGAACUUAGACUCUUAGAAGUGGUUUGGGCUGCCAACCCUCUCCACCCCAGGUUGCCGUCUCUCAUGUAUCUCUCCAGAUGUCACCACCCAGUCUAUUCCUGGUUGUCACUGGUACUCCCAGAGUAUUUCAAUUUACAUGUAUUAUGUUGUUUAGUGUUUCUUUUAGUUGAGCUCUCGUCUCUUGAGAUUUAGUGAUAGCUUUUUUUUUAUUUAGCCAUUAUAAUAAUGUGUUUGUAAAAAAAGUUAUGUUAGCAAAAGAAGCAAAUACGAACAGAAAUCUGACUCUGAUGAAUUGGCUUAGUUUGCAAAUUGUGUUUUCCAUUAUUUUUUACUGUUUUAUUAUUAACUUUAUUAUAUUUACUAUAGGCUCAUCAGUGGUGACACACAAAUUGUUCAGUUUGUGCAGCAGUGCAUGCUGGCAUAAGAUUUCCAUGCUGUACCAAGCAAAUAUGGUUUCAUGAGAGAUAACUACAUAAUAGAAAUACUUCCCGAUUUUAAAAAUAUUUUAAAGGUUUAAGAUAAUGACUUUAUUUAUUUAUUUAUUUUACUUAUCAGUUUCUAAAGUGUACAGAUUGUAUACCUGUGUUAAUGAAAUCAAACUGUGAGGGAAUGAAGCACUUUAUAACAAUCUCUUUCAACAUUUGAUUCCUUUGCUAAAAUAAUGUUUUACAAACAAAUGGCUAAAGAAAAACUAUAUUCAAAGUUUAAAAUGAAAGUGUCCAUCUAAAGGAAACAUUAAACAACAUUAAACAGAUCACCUCUGUAAAUAUUUUUUCUUAUAAAAAUUUGUAUUUACUAAUGUGUUUAUUUAUUUUGGUCAGGUCAUGAAUGCCUACAUGUACCUUUUGGUACAGAAGUACAACAAGCAUUCAACAGAAAAGGCUGCAUGGAUUGAUUCUUUCGAAAUGAGCGACAUCUGGAAAUAUAAAAGAGCAAAAGUCAAGGUUAGUACACAACUAUUUGCAAACUGCAAUAUAAAUGUGAUUAACACAGGCUUAAGUUCUGUAGUGAUCUUCAUACAGACAGUGUAUUAUACACAAAUUAUAUUUAAUACACAAUUUUAUAUUUAUUAUAUUUAGAUACUUAUAUUCUACAACAGAUACUAAAGGUAAUGUGAGUUUUGGUGCCAUGUCAUCUCCUGUGUGUGUGGGGUGGGGGGGUUCCAGGUGACCUCUUUCUCCUUUUACCUUGGGACACCAGUAAUGGAGUCACCUUGACAAUAUAUAUAAUCCAUCCUGUAGAGCCUCUUACUGUUUUAUCAACACAAGGAAGACACAGUUGUAACAAAAUAUAAUUUUUUAACAAAAGAUAUACACUACCAUUGAAAAGUUUGGAAACAUUUUUGAAAUUCAAUAAAAUUUGGGUCCAAGAAUGGUUUCUUGUGUGUUGCUCACAACACUUCCAAAUGUUUGUGCAUUAAAUGUAGAAUUUAUUUCAUCUGAAAUUUCAGAUGGAUCCAAAAAAAUUCAAAUAUAUCUUGGGGGUCAUCAACGAGCACCACCACUGGACUCUGACGGUAAUGUUUAUGUUUUAUAUGCAGUCUUAGUUAUCUUUUAUUUUCAUGUAGUUGGGUACAAUAUUAUUUUUUUUUAGCAUUUUAGCAUUUAAGGUUUUGUUGUAAUCAUUUGCAAUAUCUUAAUUAUUAAGAUUAUGAUUCCACAAGAGAAGAGGGCUGUGUUCCUGGAUCCUCUAGGGGAGACCACAGCAAAAAUAAAAAAAUGUCAGAAUGUGACAAGGUAAAUCAACAUUUUAAACAAGAUCUUCUAAAAUUCUAAAGGUGUAUCUUAAUAUUCAAUUUUAUUUAAUAAAUAAAGGAUUCAAGAUUUUUAUUGUCAUAUGUACCUAUAUACAACUUAUUUUGUUGUUAUCCCACAAUCAUAAAUUAAAAACCAUAAAUAUUACAGGACCUUCAUGAUACAGAAGGGCUACAACGUGCCCGGAUGGGCAUGUGACACGAUAGCCCAUUCGUGCCAACAGGAUGGCAGUUCCUGUGGGGCUUUUGUCCUGAAAGUAAGUUAAAUGGAUCAUAAUGCCAUAUACUGUUUGAAAUUCUUUCCUCAGCGUAACACCAGGGGUAACAUUAAUGGAGACGGUCACCCUGGAUGGUAGAUGGAUAAUAAAUGGACUGUAAAGAUAAAGAGAGAAUAAAGUUUUUAUUUAAAAAUAUUGUAAUUAAUGGGACCUGCAUUGAAAAAGCACACAAGGAGAUGUUAAGAAGAGUAUUCCUGCUGGCAAUGUAAGUUAAGGGGGACUUUCUCGCACUAAUCAUUCUUGUAGUGACAUCUUUCUUUAGAAUGACCUCACUUGUAUUUUAUUAAAGAAGGACAGUCUUGCAGCAUUAAAACACCAUCAAGAGAAAAUUAAAUAGAUAAAUAAAGAGAAAAUUGUCAUUUUGGGGUGAACUAUGCCUUUGACAAAAUUUAACAACCCCUUGGCAAUUUCUGUGACAAUUUUUUGUGGUGUUCCACCAGCUGUUGACAAAAGUGUUGGAUAAUGUAAACAUUUCAGUUAGAUGACAUUGGAGGAAUUUGGAGGAAUGCCAUCCAGCCUGCUGUCCACUACAAAUUCAACCUUUUUUGCAACAUAAUUAUUUUCAUUAUAUAGCAACCCAUUGUUGUAACUUAUUGGAAUAACAUUGUUUACAUUACAAACACAUCAUUCUUAAUUACAUAAUCCCUUUUCUUUUUUUCUAGUUUGCGGAAUGUUUCUUAAAGAAUGAGCCGCUACACUUUUCCACAGCUGCGGAAAGUGUGGCGGCUCUGAGAAUGCAAAUAGCAUCUUCUCUCCUGCAGAACUCUGGUAUGUUUUAGAUACAAGUCCUUGUUUCAAAUUUCAAAUAUUCAUUUAUUCUUUGGUACCCUAACCAUUUAACAGUGUUGGUAAAAAUGUGAUUACUUAUUUGUUUGUAAAUACUCGUGUUUUAAAAACAUGUUUUAUGAUAACAUUGUUUAUUCUGCCUUGACAUGAUAUUCGACUAGCUGAGCUGAAGGACUUGUGCUAUUUAUGUGGGGAGAAGAGCAGUGGGAAAAAACAGAAAGUGACUAACUGGGUAAGCAUUCCAAAAAAUAUGUUGUCUUUUGUCAGACCUUUAUUAAAUUUGCCAUAUUAAUUGAAGGUGAAAUAAUGUUCAUUUAAGUAUUGUUUGAUAUGGAUUACAGAAAUAUUUAUGCUUGACUUCAAAAUAUAUUUGUCAACAUGUUUAGAUUGGCUGUGAUACAUGUCCCCGGUGGUUCCACUGCAAAUGCGUUCAACGCACAAGGAAGCACAAAACAUAUGUAUGUCCUGUUUGUGAACCUUGAAACAUAAUCAGUUUUUCUGAUCAUUUAUUUUAUCUUAUUUUCGUUUAAUGUUAUUGUUCAGUUUUAUUUCUUUAACAUUUUAGUUAUUUUAAAAGAUAUUAUAUAACUAAAUUUUAAUUUAAACCUCACUGUAACUUCAAAAAUUGUAAAUAAAAACAUUUAAUGAAAUAUUCCCAUCUCAUAUUAUUCAGAAUAACACUGAAUUGAAAAAAAAAAUGUUAUGAAAAAGUGGUACUGAAAGUAAGAUAAUUACGAUAACUUGCAGCAGAUCAGUAACUUGACAUCAUUUUGAGACAGAAUUCUGUAAUCACUUUUCGGCAACUGCAAUUUAAAGGUUUUAUUUACCAUUUAAAGGUGUUACAACAGGUAAAAGGGACUGAAUGAGCUAUAAUCUGUCAAAUAUAACCCUCAUGAAUGAAAUCAAGUCAUUUUGAGGCAGAAAGAACAGUUUAACAACAAAUAGAGGCUGUAAUCACUUUUCGGCAACUGCAAUUUAAAGGUUUUAUUUACCAUUUAAAGGUGUUACAA
This is a messenger RNA of Megalobrama amblycephala (Wuchang bream), 8111 nucleotides long. Its product is annotated as vegetative cell wall protein gp1-like. Bases 783 to 2573 code for a protein of 596 amino acids. The record is from RefSeq and is a predicted model, not a curated record. NCBI's taxonomy places the organism in Eukaryota, Metazoa, Chordata, Actinopteri, Cypriniformes, Xenocyprididae. The transcript has 3 exons.